Molecule: messenger RNA, 2892 nt
Organism: Nestor notabilis (Kea)
Lineage: Eukaryota; Metazoa; Chordata; Aves; Psittaciformes; Psittacidae
Product: mitogen-activated protein kinase kinase kinase kinase 4-like
Exons: 24
Coding region: 1-2892 (963 amino acids)
Biological process (GO): protein phosphorylation
Molecular function (GO): ATP binding; protein kinase activity
Source: RefSeq, a predicted model, not a curated record
AUGGAUGCUGACCAAGCACUGGCACUCAUCACUGCCCAGCUGCACUUGGCCACGGUCAUGUGUGUCACAGGUCUGGAGAGGGGUCGCCAUGUGAAGACUGGGCAGCUAGCAGCAAUCAAAGUGAUGAAUGUUACUGAGAAUGAAGAGGAGGAAAUCAAGCUGGAGAUAAACAUGCUAAAAAAGUACUCCCAUCACCGGAAUAUUGCUACAUAUUAUGGCGCAUUCGUAAAGAAAAGUCCUGCAGGCCAAGAUGAUCAGCUCUGGUUGGUGAUGGAGUACUGUGGUGCGGGCUCUGUCACUGACCUGGUCAAGAAGACAAAAGGGAACUGUUUCAAGGAAGACUGGAUUGCGUACAUCUGCAGAGAGGUUCUCAGGGGCUUGGCACAUCUUCAUGCUCACCAUGUCAUCCACAGAGAUAUUAAAGGGCAGAACGUCCUUCUCACAGAAAAUGCAGAAGUAAAACUGGUGGAUUUUGGCGUAAGUGCUCAACUGGACAGGACUAUUGGGAGAAGAAACACGUUUAUUGGCACACCGUACUGGAUGGCACCUGAGGUCAUUGCUUGUGAGGAGAACCCAGACUCUACAUAUGAUUACAGAAGUGACCUGUGGUCUCUGGGAAUCACUGCUAUUGAAAUGGCCGAAGGAGCUCCUCCCCUGUGUGACAUGCACCCCAUGAGAGCGCUUUUCCUCAUCCCACGGAACCCGCCCCCAAAGUUGAAAUCCAGAAAAUGGUCAAAGAAGUUCCUAAACUUUGUUGAAAGCUGCCUUGUAAAGAAUUAUUUGCAUCGUCCAUCCACUGAGACCUUGCUAAAGCAUUCUUUCAUUCGAGACAUGCAGAAUGAACGACAAGUGCGCAUCAUGCUGAAAGACCACCUGGACAGGACCAGGAAGAAAAAAGGAGAAAAGGAAGAAACGGACUAUGAUUACAGUGGAAGUGAGGAGGAAGAUGACGAGCUGAAUGAAGAUGAAGGAGAACCAAGCUCCAUAGUUAAUCUCCCAGGGGAGUCAACUCUCCGCCGUGAAUUUCUGAGACUGCAGCAGGAGAACAAAAACCGUUCUGAUCCUCAUCGCCAGCAGCAGCAGCUGAAGGACCAGGAGAAGUACAAGAAGCAGCUGCUGACAGAGCGGCAGAAACGGAUCGAGCAAGAGAAAGAGCAGAGAAGGAGGCUGGAGGAUCAUCAGAGACGAGAGCAGGAGCUACGAAGGCAGCAGGAGUGUGAGCAGAGGUGGCCAGAGGCUAAGGCCAUUCAGAGGAAAGAGGAGAGGUGUAAAGAAGACAAAAGGGCUGUGGAAGAUGAACGGUUCAUAGUAGAUGGACAGAGGAAAUCAGAAAAGAAGCAGAAGGUUGAAGGUGUGCAGCACAACAGGAGGGUGCAUCGAACUCUCCCCAAAGAUCAGACACAGCUGCUGUCUCUCCAGCAUGACCACAAGCAGAAGAAGGAGCCUUCCAAGAACUCAAAUUCAGCAGUGCAUCCUCCAUCAAGCAGCACAAGCAAAGAGGCUGAGGACCGAAAAAAGCUAAGUGACGACAUCCAGCCUUCCCUCCAGUGGCCAGCAGUGCUGGGGCACGAAGCCACACCACACACCAGGAUGGGAUCUGGCAGCAGCUCCAGCCCGUGCACCCCCGCUCCACAGAGGGCCAUGUUAGUACAGUGUGAAAAUUUCCAGGCUAGUAAGGAUGUGUACCACAGCAGUUCACUGUCAGAUAUGGUGACGACACCACUCAGCCCUGUGCAGGAUGAUGUAUUCUGGAGCAUCAGUCAAAAUGAAGAACAGCCCCCAAAGGUUCCAGAAAGGACAACCUCUAAAUUUUACAGCAGGGACCAGCCUGGCCAUCAAAGAUGUCUUUCAAGUAACACUCAUCAGUCGUCCCCAGGGGGACAUGCUCUGAAGCUAAACAGCAGCAGCAGCACUCCUGGCAACAAGCAGUGGGAGAUGGGAUCUCAUCAGAGCAGCUGGUCAACCUCAGGGAAUUUAGGACUGGCCAAGGCAGAGAACGCUUUGUCCCAGAACCAUCUGCAGCUGCAAAAGAAGUCUGAAAAAGUUUCUCACCCAGGCCAUGUUGCAAGUCCAGCCUCCUUUGCCAAGGUGAAGGACAGUGCCAACUCAUUCUUAAAAGCAGCAGACUAUUCUUCAUCAAGUGAUGAAGUCAGCAGCAGCGAUGAGGAUGACAUGAACCACACAAGGCAACUGCUAAGCAGUAAAGUGGCAGAUUUCUCAAGGACAAGAGUACCAGAUGGAAUUGAACUGAAACCCCAAAGCACCAUUGGAGAACAGAAGGAACCAAUUUUAGGGAAACAAAUUUCUAGCACCCAAGAAGGCCUCUGGAGCAUAAACAACCAGAACUAUCUCCUGCCAGACCUCCUUCAGCAAAGCCAGAUUUCAGACUCCUCUGUGAACCUACCAAAAGUGCCACUGACCACCCAGGAACCUCAGAACAAACCUCUGAACAAGACCCCGUGCACUGAAAGCACACCUUCAAAGAGCAGUACAUCCUCUACAACAUCAUUUACUUCAUUCAUAGAUCCUAGACUUCUGCCAAUCACCCCUCCCACCAGUCCAGUAGGACCUUCCUGUAGUUCUUCAUCUAGUGCAAAACCUGAGCCUGUCAGGAGAGAAAAUGCACGGAAGGGCUCCGUUGUCAAUGUCAACCCAACAAAUAUUCGCCCGCAGAGUGACAGUCCAGAAAUUCGUAAAUACAAGAAGAAGUUCAACUCGGAGGUCCUUUGUGCUGCUUUGUGGGGAGUCAAUUUACUGGUGGGAACAGAGAAUGGAUUAUGGCUGCUGGACAGAAGUGGGCAAGGAAGAGUGUAUUCACUGAUUACUAGGAGACGAUUCCAGCAAAUGGAUGUUCUUGAAGGACUCAAUGUGCUAAUUACUAUAUCAGGUUAG